AUGGGAGGGACAAAGUUCAUGCUGCGAAUGUUUUGCAUUUCUAGGAAACGUAAGCUUAGGCUUACACGGGAUGUAAAGUUUGACGCUCAUAUUUUCUUUAAAUUUGGCAAACACGUCGCACAUAGACUAGACAUCAAUUACUACAACUCUUAGCUCGCGUUUUGCACUCGCAGCCGCAACACUGAAGGAUCUUUGCCGCCGAGAGAGGACGCUAAACGCGGUGAGCGGUCAAAAAGAAAAGAACUUUUUGGCCAUAACUUUGUUAGUUUCAUGUGGAAAAAUAGAUGUUUUGUGGAAACAUUGCCCUUUACGGCAGAAAUAGGUAUGAAUUUCAAAAAAGAUUUCCCAGCCCCCUUAUUUGCGACGAAAAACCAACUCAAAGAGUUUCAAUUGCAUUCAAUUGCAACAACGCUGUCAAUUUCAAUUUAUUCAUACUAAUCACGUCAUAAAGCAUGGCGUGGAUCAGAAUGGUCUCUAUUGUUUAAACAGCAUAAGAUGCUUCCAUAGCGGGUCGUUGUGUUUGCGAAAAUCGUCGGUACACUUCAUUCUAGCUCGGCCAGGUUGUCGUGUAUACGGAAGUUUCAACUCCAACAAUCAAUGUUCCUGUUGGAAUUUCUCAACAGCGCUUCUCAUGUAAAAGUUCGAUGCGGAUUUUCCCGGUAACCUUAUAAAUCAACUCCGUCUAUCUUCUGAGGAAGCGCAGAGCCAUAACUUCUGACAAUGAGAGAGCAAGAAAAAAUAAUGUACAAUGCUUCAUCAGCACUGGUCUAUAGACAAAGGCAUUUAAUCAUGGUUUUGAACCGAUUGGAACAAAUUUAUAGGAGAAUUACAGUGCUUUCUACGAGACUCAUAGCUCGCAUAUCGUUUGGGCGAUUCACUCACCAAGUAUCGAUUGAAGUCAGAUGAAAUGUAACAACACGAUUUUUUGUGGAGUUUUUUAGUGGAGACAGUCUCACCCAGACCACGUUUGGUCUCGCAACGACAACGGGCAGUCUACUGUAUGAGUGAAAUGUGGACAGAGGAGAAUCGUUGGCAAUUGGCGGUCAGAAGUUGGGCAGUCGGGAGUUUGGAGAGUUGGAGGAUUGGUGAAGGAAGAGGGAGGUUGGUGAAGAAGAACAACGUGUUGACGGUCGUCCAAGGCACCCGUGAAGAGGAGUUGGUCUUUCUUAUCUAG
Molecule: messenger RNA, 1174 nt
Organism: Bursaphelenchus xylophilus (pine wood nematode)
Lineage: Eukaryota; Metazoa; Nematoda; Chromadorea; Rhabditida; Aphelenchoididae
Source: the annotation of a GenBank genome assembly